This is a messenger RNA of Dothidotthia symphoricarpi CBS 119687, 3054 nucleotides long. RefSeq lists its product as uncharacterized. Bases 90 to 2879 code for a protein of 929 amino acids. The transcript is spliced from 3 exons. Gene Ontology annotation, molecular function: voltage-gated chloride channel activity. Lineage: Eukaryota; Fungi; Ascomycota; Dothideomycetes; Pleosporales; Dothidotthiaceae. The record is from RefSeq and is a predicted model, not a curated record. Gene Ontology annotation, cellular component: membrane; early endosome; Golgi apparatus. Gene Ontology annotation, biological process: transmembrane transport; chloride transport.
UGUGGGCGGCGUGCGUGUGCCUCUGUGCUUGUUCGUACUAAUAAGGCAGCAGCCCACACAGUGUCUCGCUGCAUGUCACACAGGCGCCCAUGAUGCCCAAGUCGAUCAAUUCCUACCGCAGCGUCGAGUCCUUUGACCACGACGACGACCAUGACGACGCCAUCACGCAGCAGGAGCGCGACGACACUAUCAGCAGCCAGACACCCACAUCGCCGACAGCCACCUUCCGCCCAGCGCGCUCUCUGCGGGCCUCGGACUACGACCUCGCGCGAUCCAGAGACAACCUCACGGAGCGCACCAGCCUGCUGGGGCACCGCCAUGGCCAGCUCGAUCGCUCGUACAUGAGCGUGCCGGCGAGCAUGCCCGGCACGCCGCGGCCAGGCACCAAGCGACACAACAGCCAGCUGCCGACCAGCUCGCGCAUGCGGCAUAGUAGACCGGGCUCCUUUAGCCACCCCUUUAGCCAGUCCUUCAGCCAACGUCUGGUGAACGCGCUGGGUGAGCGGGGGGCGGCCCUCGAGGAGAGCAUGCACUCGGCCAAGGCGUCGCUGUGGCAGGACAACCGCGUGUGGUACGACCAGUUCACGUCGACGGACUGGGUGCACGAUAACAUCGCCGACGCCUACCGUGUGAAGGCGCUCCGCAGCCGCAAGGAUCUCCGCGGCCGUCUGGCGGCGUGGUUUGACGGCGCCCAGGGCUGGGUGCUGGUGGCUCUCAUUGGCUUGCUCACUGCCAUCUGUGCCUACUUUGUCAACACGACCGAGACGGCGCUGUUCGACCUCAAAUCUGGCUACUGUACGACGCGGUGGAACAAGAGCCGCAAGGCUUGCUGUAGUGGCGCGACCAUGUGUGAUGAAUGGGUCCACUGGUCACAGGCAAUCCGCACCGACAGGGUGGAAGAUGUCCAUAUACAGUAUGCCUGCUUCAUCCUCUCCGUCAUCGUCCUCUCCAUGGCCUCAUGCCUCUUGACUCUGACCACCAAGACGGUCAUCCCCUCGACUAUUUCACUCGCCACGCUGGAUGAGAACCUGGCUGCAGAGGUGCGAAGGCACUCCGACAGCGACGAGGAUGACCGGAAACGCAGCAUCAGUCCUGAGUCGAGGUACCAAGAGGCCCAGCUGCGACCACCCAUGGUCUACUAUUCCGCUGCUGGCAGUGGUGUAGCUGAAGUAAAAGUCAUCUUGAGCGGCUUCGUCCUACACGGAUACCUCGGACUGCGCACGUUGAUCAUCAAGACCUUCGCCCUCAUCUUGAGCGUGGCAUCUGGCCUCAGUCUCGGUAAAGAAGGCCCCUAUGUCCACAUUGCGACGUGCAUCGGGAACAUUGCCUGUCGUAUCUUUUCCAAGUACCGAAACAACGACGGCAAGCGCAGAGAGAUGCUGAGCGCUAGCGCUGCUAGUGGUGUUGCCGUCGCCUUCGGUGCUCCCAUUGGCGGAGUGCUGUUUAGCUUGGAAGAAGUCAGCUACUACUUUCCAUCCAAGACGUUGUUCAGGACCUUCUUUUGCUGCAUUGCGGCUGCGUUGACCCUCAAGUUCCUGGAUCCCUACGGCACCAAGAAGAUUGUGCUAUUCGAAGUUCGAUACCAUCUAGAUUGGAAGUUCUUUGAAUUAGUCACAUUCAUCUUCACAGGUGCUGUUGGCGGUGUCCUGGGCGCCCUCUUCAUCAAGGCAUCUCGCAUAUGGGCACGCACCUUUCGCCGCAUACGUGUGAUCAAGAAAUAUCCGCUGCUUGAAGUCUUCCUCGUUGCACUAGUUACUGGCCUCGUCAGCUUCUGGAACCGAUACACCAAACUUCCAGUCACCGAACUUCUCUUUGAGCUGGCAAGUCCAUGCGACACGUACACAUCAUCAGGCGAUGGCUUGUGUCCAACGCGUGAGCACAUUCCCAGUGUGUUAUGGGUAUUGUUCGUUGCAUUCGUGAUCAAAGCCAGUCUAACUAUCGUCACUUUCGGAAUCAAGGUACCAGCUGGCAUUUACGUGCCGUCCAUGGUUGUCGGUGGUCUUGCCGGACGCUUCAUCGGUCACGUCGUCCAGCUCUUCGCACUCCGCUACCACAACCUCGGCCUAUUCGGAGGCUGCACUCCUGACGGUCCCCCAGGAUCCUGCGUCGUCCCUGGUGUCUACGCCAUGGUCGCAGCCGGCGCAACCAUGACGGGCGUCACUCGCCUAACCAUCACCCUAGCCGUCAUCCUCUUCGAGCUCACAGGCAGUCUAGACCACGUCCUGCCCUUCUCCCUCGGCAUCCUCGUCUCCAAAUGGGUCGCCGACGCCAUCGAACCCCUCAGCAUCUACGACCUCCUAACAGACAUGAAUUCCUACCCCUUCCUCGACAACAAAGUCCGCCCCAUCUUCACCUCCGAGCUCGGCGACAUCACCCCCCGCGUCCGCCUAGACCGCCUCAUCGACAUCUCCAGCGAAUCCCUCGUCGCAGCUCCCGAGUUGCGCGAGAAACAGCGCUCACUCCAAAUGGCAGGUGAACUCGACGGCGGCCUGCCCAUCGUCAAACACGGCGUCCUCGUCGGCCUCAUCCCCGCGCCUGACCUCGAAUUCGCCCUCGAUAAACUCGAUAACGAGGAAAACACGCUUUGCCUCAUGUCGCCUCAGGUGGAUUGGGCUGCGGGUCGCGAACCGCAUAACGAGCACGACGAGGGCGCGAGGGACUACGAUCCCAGCGAUUUCACCCCGUAUAUCGAUCCGGCGCCCGUCGCGCUCGAUGUGCAUUCCCCCAUGGACCUUGUCUAUGAGUGCUUCGUCAAACUCGGGCUGCGGUAUAUCUGCGUCCUGAGAGACGGGCAGUACGCUGGUUUGGUGCAUAAGAAAUCCUUCGUCAAGUACAUGAAGGAACUUGAGCACAACGAGAAGAAGGCGCAUAUUAUUUGAGUCCGUGGUUUUUCUUUCCGUCGACUUUGCUUCAUUCGUUCAGCGGCAUCAUGCCUGGCGUUUUUUCUUUCGUGGGAUUUGGGGUUCUUGCGAGUUUGUAAGUUGGGGGCUUUCUUUACGCCAUGUUCGGGGUUUUUGCAUAUAUGGCUUGUGCAGAGGGCGUUUUGUAGUUUAG